Molecule: messenger RNA, 3353 nt
Organism: Chara braunii
Lineage: Eukaryota; Viridiplantae; Streptophyta; Charophyceae; Charales; Characeae
Source: the annotation of a GenBank genome assembly
GCGAGUCUGCAGUAGGCUUGGGGAGAGAGAGAGAGAGAGAGAGAGAGAGAGAGAGAGAGAGAGAGAAAGAGAAUGGGAAUGGCGGAAGAUCUGACAGCGCUGCGGGCUGCUGUUGAGGCCGAUCAAGGGGAUGUGGCGAGGGCAGGAGACACUGUGAGGGAACAACUGAAAGCUCGAUUGGCCACGGAAGGAGCAUCUGUGGCCGGUAAAGCUGCCAUAGACGAGGCGAUUGAGCAGUUGAAGAGAUGCAAGAUUCGACUGGAAGACUCUAUGAAGCAGUACACGUCGAAGUCCGGUGGGGCUAAAGGUGACUCGGCGAAUCGUGAGGCGUUUAACGAGGCUGUGAAUAAUGCUUUGAGGCGCCGUUUGUUCUACAUUCUGGCGUUUGAAAUUUAUGGCGGCGUUGCCAGUCUUUACGACUACGGUCCCCCUGGGAAGUUUACCGAUUUGAUGGUGAAGGACGUGGUGAAGCACACGUGUUAUCGUGCCGAUCAUCUGUUGAAGGACCACAUCGAGAAGCUGAUUGAGAAGGACCUGUUGAUGGACUUAAAGAGGAAGGACGAGUUAAAGACCAUUCUUGUACGUGUUGAUGAACUGACAGAAAAGGAGUUGGGUUCACAAAUCAAGGCGUUUGGCAUCAAAGCUCCGGAGACGGGAAAUGACCUGUCCGAUCCGUACGCAUUCAACCUUAUGUUCGCUACAGACAUCGGCCCACCGGGAGAUCAAAAGGCGUUCUUACGCCCGGAAACUGCACAGGGUAUUUUCGUCAACUUCAAUCAUCUGCUUUAUUACAAUGGCAACAAGCUUCCCUUCGCUGCUGCGCAGGUUGGACAAGCCUUCCGCAACGAGAUUUCCCCGCGAGCUGGUCUUCUCCGUGUACGCGAGUUUACACUGGCUGAAAUUGAGCAUUUUGUGCAUCCUGACAAUAAGUCACAUCCAAAGUUCGCGAAUGUUGCUGAUCUCAAGUUCCAGUUGUAUCCUCGCGCAGAGCAGCUGGGCCCGAAGGAAACGGUGAUCAUAUCACUUGGUGAUGCUGUGAAAACGGGUACUAUCAACAAUGAGACACUUGGGUACUUCAUCGGGAGGAUGUAUCUCUUCCUGACGGAGCUUGGUAUUGAUAAAGCGAAGCUUCGGUUCCGACAACACUUGCAGCAUGAAAUGGCGCAUUAUGCAACUGACUGCUGGGAUGCGGAGAUUGAGUGCACCUAUGGUUGGGUGGAGUGUGUAGGGAUUGCGGAUCGGUCUGCUUAUGACUUGACUUCUCAUGCGGAUGCGAGCAAGAAAGAUCUGGGUGUCUAUGAGCCGUUUGAUACUCCAAGGGAAGUAGAGGUUCUGUCCGUGGUUCCCAACAAGAAGGAGAUUGGCAAGACGUUCAAAAAGGAGGGGAAACUCGUGGAGAGUUACCUCGAGUCGUUGAAGGAGGAGGAAGCAAUGGAUUUGAAGUUGAAGUUGGAUGCAGCAGGGAAGGCAUUGAUAAUGCUUUGCACCAAUAACCAGCAGUUCGAGCUGGUGAGCUCUAUGGUGAGGAUCGCCAAGGAAAAGAAAAUUCAGAAGGGAAGGAACAUUGUCCCAGUUGUGAUCGAACCUUCUUUCGGCAUUGGCCGAAUCAUCUAUUGUAUGUACGAGCACUCGUUCGGAGUGCGCAAGGACGAUGAACAGCGCACAUUCUUCAAGUUUUUGCCCCUUGUGGCUCCGAUCAAGUGCACGGUCUUCCCCCUGGUUCAGGACAAGAAACUGGAGACGGUGGCCAUGAACAUCGCUGCUGGUUUAACGGCUACUUCUCUAUCAAACAAGGUUGAUGUGACAGGGAACACCAUCGGGAAGAGAGAUGCAACAACGGACGAGCUUGGGGUGCCCUUUGCGAUUACAGUGGAUUUUCAGAGUCUCCAGGACAGUACGGUGACCUUGAGGGAAAGGGACUCCUGCAACCAGGACACCGGGGCACUGCCACGACGCAGUGCCAGAAUCGCAGUUCGUGCCCGCCCUGCAGUACCUCCAAGACCGAAGAAACUCAGCAGGCGGACGACUCCAGCAGCAUCGAGUACGGCAUUGACGGUACAAGACGCCACCGGAGAUCAUCCCGCAUACCCAGUCCGAGGAGCCAAUGAGCCAGCGGCUGAUUAUCGUGGGCGGCUACAGGCAUUUACGGAAGCCGUAGCUGCCGUCGAGGCCCGGAAGGAGACAGCAGAGGCAGAACGUCAGCGGCUAGCCAAUGAAGCGGCAGCCGAAGCUCAGCGAACGACUGAGACUGACGUAGAGACACGAGACAGAYGGAAUGCCAGCAGCACGGAGUCCUUGAUUGCUUGUGAGCAUCAGUGGACGACGAUACUCCAAGRCAUGAUCUUUGUGCCUACGGAAAUGCGGGCAGACCCGACACCGGCGGAGGCAGAGAGAAGUAACCUGGCUAACUUGCUGCUGGGCAUGAUGAGAGGUAUUAUGUGGAAUAAUAYACUGCUGCAUUCACAUCUGCGCACGGACGCGACGCAGCGACAAACAUACAAGAACGAUAUGACUGCGUUAACAACUGCUAUCCGCACAGAGGCAACGCAGCAGCAGCAACAGCAUCAUUUGUUGAAUUCCACUAUCACACGCGUCAACAGCAUAGAGGCUAACGCCUCAGCAGCGCCAGGCUGCACGACAGACGUGACGAAGCAACUCAACGAGCGCAUCGAUCACGUCGUCACCAUCAUCGGCGACACAAGUACUUUCAACGGACCAGACUCGAUCAGCAGCACGGUGGCCGCCAUCAAGACGGACAUCACCAAGCUACAGACGAGACCGGAAGCCGCUACAAAGACGUUCAAGAUGCCGCACUUUGACAUCAGCAAGUUCGAUGAUUACAACAAGUCGGACGCCUUGUCAUGGUGGCAACGCUUCCUCACGGAAGCAUCAUGCCGCAUGGUCCCGGCGGACGACAUGUUGAAGGCAGUAUAUCUGCAGCUGAUUGGAGGAGCGCAGGGAUGGAUGAACCACCUAGCGGCUACACACAWGUGCACUAUCACCGAACUCCACACGCACAUUACGUGGAAGGAGUUCGAGCAGCUAUGGUUCACCAGAUUCAUGGUCCGCAACGUCGUGAAGAUGGCCAUGAACGAGGUCUACACAUGCUCUCAAGGGAACAUGCCAACGCGAGACAGGGCAUCAAAAUGGCAGAAGAUAGUGACUACGCCAGGCUUCGACUUGAUGUUCCCUAAUCAACGAUUCCGAGUUCUUCUCGAGAUCGUGCGCAGGAUUGCGGUCGGCACUCGGCAACGAGUACGACUAUACUACGUUCCAGGCCAUUCUGGAUAGAACAAUGCCGUGUGCCAAGCGGACGACAAGGCCGCUAACGAGAGGCAAUCCCAGCCGCAUUA